This is a messenger RNA of Leishmania braziliensis MHOM/BR/75/M2904, 2712 nucleotides long. RefSeq lists its product as hypothetical. The transcript has a single exon. The record is from RefSeq and is a predicted model, not a curated record. The coding region runs from base 1 to 2712 and encodes 903 amino acids. Lineage: Eukaryota; Euglenozoa; Kinetoplastea; Trypanosomatida; Trypanosomatidae.
AUGCCAAGCGAAGUAGACGAACGCCUUGCAGCCGCCUGUGUUACCGGCGAUGAGGGCCUUGUGGAGAUGAAUCAAGAGCAGCUACAUGCAUUGCAGCAGGCGUUUGUGCAGCUGUGCAAAGACUAUGUGCUCAUGGACACCAGCGGGAUGAAGAUGUCGAUGCUGUACAGCGAGCUGAACAACGGCCCUGACUACGAGCUCUUCGACCGAAAGACGCGCCGCCGCCGCCACUGGCUUGCAAUUCGGCAUCGCUACGAGGAUAUCAGGGAGCUCCUGUGGCCCUCGGACGCCGCGGCGGAUGGUGAGAAUGCAUCAGUUGCAUCGGUAGGAGACAGCGAACCUCAUCAGCAUUCUCCGCCGGCAGCCGAAUCGCUGCCGGUGUUGCCUCUCGCGGACAUGAUGGAGGCGUUGACAUGGUUGGAGGCGGCCUCGUCGUUUGCCAUUCGGAAGCACCGCCCCUUCGACACCGCCGACGCUGCGGAGUUUAGGCCGUUGGACCUGUCUAGAGAGGUCCGCAUCGUGGCCUCGUGUCUCAGGGCUGCUGGUUCGUCCAGCUUCCUUCACCGCGUUGCACAUGGGACGGCGGGUCAGCUAAGUGAAGACGCGACGCACGCGAUGGCUGAUCGCCUUAUAUCGCUCGGCGCGUUGUGCGCCAACCACGGCGUGCCCUUGUCGGUUGCCUUCGUCUCAUCAACAUCGACCUCGUGCGAUGCGGUAACCUCAUCAGGUAGCGCUUCUGUCGGCUCUGUGCAGGCGUGGCUCUCCUCGAUCCCUGUGCUGUCUCGUGUGAAGGACGCCGUUCGGGUGAUGGGAGUCAUGCAGACCUGCAUGCAAGACAUGGACAACAUCGCGGCCGCUGAGCUGUUGCGCUUCAGCAACGCGGAUGGCGCCGGUGUGCGAGAGGCUCUGCUUGACGCGUUGUGCCGGGUUGUGCCUGCCUCUCUCUUUUCCGAUGCCGUCGCCCUCGAGAAUGUGGAUGAAGUAGACUUGUGCAUCAUGCUACGAUUCUGUACUGAGAUACAGGAGCAGAAUGCCGCCUUCUUUCAAGUGACGGGCGGCACCGAGAGGACACCCCAAUCGGAACGCGCGGCGGCGACUGAGGGUCGACGAGUACUGCAGCACUUCACGCAACUGGUGCUCACGCGGUGUCGCCGCCUCCUGCAAGGCCACAAUGGCUCGCCAGUCACCCUCUUAAGCGGUGACGCGGAGAACAUUCCGUUGGUCGACUUACAAUCGUUUGCCGAUCACAACCACCCAGAGGUGCGUGUGCAUCAUAAGAUAGGCCGUGUGAACGCGCAAGGACUUCGGCAUGCUCGCCUGCAGUCCACGGCAUCCACGACGCUGGCAGAGCUACUGAGUCGGCUGGAGAGCGCCAAUCAGCGAAUGGCAUCAGGCGCACAGAAGCUCCGAUGCGACCUUCUCCGGCACCUUGCCCAAAAGGCAGCCCUCGGAAAAAGCAAGCUAACACUCGAGGACGUGACGCGUGCGUUGCCGCUGUUGGCCGAGCUGAUGCACAAGACAUCGGAGAAGCAGGUCAAGUCUACCUAUGAUCGUCUGCUGACGGCGAUGUCAAUCACAAUAAGUGUCGCGCUGCAACAGCCGCAGAAACCAGCGUGCGUUCUCGCUCUCCUCGAGGGCCUCGCCCGCUGCCACUACACGCCGAGCUCCUACAAACUGUUGGAAAUGGUCAUGCUCCGGAUGAUGAUGUGUGGCUCUUUCACACUCCGUGAGACCGGUCGCUGUCUCACCGCCAUGCUGCAAGUGGUUGGCCCAAAGAAUGUUUCCCAGUCUUUGCAGCAGGCCAUCGCCAUGCGUGUGGCGACUGCGGUCGAUGAAAAGUCUGACAACACCGUGGAAGAUGUGCUGGCGGUACUUCGGGCGCUGCGCUUUAGCUGUUAUUCGUCGUUUGCUUCUCUUACGUGCUUCGUGUCGAGGUCACCGCUCAUGGAGAGCACAGUGAGUUGGCAGCCAUCGGAGCGCGUGCGCUAUGCUGUGUUGCUGGCUGCCGCAGCUGUUGCGCCCGAGACAGCGACGGACUCUGAGCUGGCCAUUGGUCUGGCCACCACCGCACGUGAGCAGCUUCUGCUUGGCCUCUCUCCGACGAACCCGCUUUCCGAUGUCCCAUCACUGUCUCCAGCGUGUGUUGAGGAGGACGCAUAUCAGGAAUGUGUCGCAGCUUGCGCCGCGCUACAGGUGAGACCUACACCCUCUGUGCUAGCGGCGUGGGCGCAUGCAGAAGUGGACUUGCGUCGCGUGCAUUCUUUGUGUACUCCAAAGCUCGCAGUGAGCACAAUGGAGGCACUUGAAGCAAUGGGACUUGCCCCAUCUCGGUGGUACAGUGCAUACAGCGACUACUUGGUGGACGUACUGGAGCAGAUGCAGCGCGGCGACGACGAAGGGCAGCGACUGCCACUGCUUGAGGACGACGCAGAGACAACGGCAAGGUGCUUGUAUCUCCAGCGCGCCCCCGAGAGCGUGAUCAGGCUUGCCUCAGCGCUGCUGGAGGGCGAAGUGGAUCAUCUUGAUCGAAUACUCACCAGCGGUGCCGUAGUUCCCCGCGGCGCCGGAUGUUCGCCUGUGUGGACAUUUCAGCAAAGGUCGCUCGAGCGGCAGACAACCGAAGAUGAGGCGGAGGCUCGUCUUCUACGAUACUGCACGGCGCUGCAGCAGGCAUCUGGAGAGGGGUUGAGCACCGGAUCUGCAGAGGUGUAG